Messenger RNA from Aphidius gifuensis, 1116 nucleotides. RefSeq names its product coiled-coil domain-containing protein 28B. NCBI's taxonomy places the organism in Eukaryota, Metazoa, Arthropoda, Insecta, Hymenoptera, Braconidae. The transcript is spliced from 4 exons. The coding region runs from base 267 to 971 and encodes 234 amino acids. The record is from RefSeq and is a predicted model, not a curated record.
CGUCAGUCCGUCAUGACCUGAAGUACCAGGCUAGUCGAGUAGUGGCGCUUUGCUCUUCCUAACAUUGCCAACAAUUGGCAAACAUCUGUGAUUUGACAGCUGAUAGGUGACAACUGUGAACUGACAACUCUGAACUCUGAUUAAGGGAUAGGCUGUGACAAAAUCAGUUCACAACAAUGAAGCCAUAUAAAUAACAAUCAAAAAAACUAUUAACAGAUUUACUAGAUGUUCUAUUUUAAAACGUCGUUAAAUUUUUUUGAAAAAAAAUGAACGAAAGCUCAGGAUUCGGUGAGUUGCAACAGUUAGUUCAAGAAGAGGAAGGUGAAGAACCAUUAAGUCGAGGAGGUGAAGCAACACCACCAUCAACACCAGCAAGAUCUCAUCGAGUUAGUAAAAUUGUCCCAGAUACUUCCUACUCUGCACCGCAACAUAUUUUGUGGGAAAACAAUGCUCACAGCUCGCCAAUUGUUAGCAAAACAAGUUCUGGUCAUGCGACGACUAGUCAAGGUUCCAUGAUAUCAGGCAAAGCUCAUAACUCUUCAUCAAGUCAUCCAGGUAAUCAAUCACGAUUGGUUUAUGUAAAUGAAAAGGAAAAACAACGACCACCUAGACCAGAACCACCGAAAAUAAAUAAACAACACAAAGACAUAGAAACACAAUAUCCCAAGCACCAUUCAUUUUUAUCAGAAGUACCAGAUGUACGUCGAAUGGAGCAAGCUCUUUUGCACUUGUUGGAAGAUUUUCACAGUGGUAAUCUUCGUGCAUUUGGGAAAGAUUGCAGUAUGGAGCAAAUGACAGAAAUUCGAGAACAACAAGAAAAACUAGCAAAAUUACAUUUUGAAUUGGGACAACGUCAAGAUGGUAUUGGAGGUGAAACUGCUGGUCUUCGACAAUCAAGUGCCAAUACUCGACAUUUGCUUGAUAAACUUCAGCAGCUCAGUGUCUGUAUUGAAAAAUUACAUAGCAAAUGAACAAUAAAAUAUAUUGUGAUACGUGUGAAUAAUAUAAUUAAACGCAAUUAAUUGAUAUGGACUUGAAAAUAAUAAUAAUAAUAAUACGAUAAAAUAUAUGAGAAUAUAUAUAUUUUAAUAAACAACAUUAGUAAAUUGCCAAAAA